CCGAUGUGCUAGAAGCUGCAGUUGCCGGACAGUUUACUCGCCAGUCAUCAUCUCCAUGAACUCUGCAGACAGGAGGAUAGAGAUUGAUCGAGUGGCUUGAGUUCUUGUCAUAUCACAGACAAACAAUUGUGUUGGUGCUGUUGUUUUUGGCUCUGCUGAAAUUGCAAAGAUUCCUGUAUAAUACACGCGGCUUUGGAAAGGACUGGGAGCCAGAGCGUCUUCAUGGAAGCAAUGAAAAGAAAUCUAACACCAACUUCAUGGGAAGUCCGUCGUCAUUGAAAUCUGAAGGAUUUGACGCAAUUUUGGAUUUCGUGCUCCGAGAGGCAUCUGGGCACGUAUUUGGAUCGCAGAAAAUCCCUGAUGUGAACAAGACGUUCCAGGUUCCAAUGCCUAUGGGAUUGGGGGGGACCUUGUCUGAGCUCACGCUGAGAGUGGAGGUGUUGCUCACGCCGUCGUUCUCCGCGGAGCUGCGCUGCCUCCGCGUGGAGAAAAUGGGGCCCCUGCGCGCGGACGUCACCGGGCUCGGCGAGUGGGGCUUCACGUGGCCAACCAUCCAGGAGGCCUUGCUGCCCGUCGUCCAGAAGCAUCUGGAGCAUGAGGUGGUGGAGCGAGUGGAGCCCAUCCUCAGAAAGGGCCUGUGGCAGUUGUCACGCUUCAUCGCUGCCAUACCGAAAAUUCGCCUUCUCCCGGAGACCGACGGGAGCCCGAAGAUGAUCGGGGCCUUGGAGAUGGAGCCCAGCAUAACGCUCACUCCGAGUACCAUCGCCGCGGGCGGUGGGCUGGUGGUGAGCGGCAUCUCCUUGCUGGGCGUGCUCCUCGGCGCCGCCUUCGGAAGCUCCGGAUCAAGAUCGGAUGACGAUGAUUAGACACAGGAUAUUACAGAUACAGCCCUCCGUGUGAUCGUGUAUGGAGUUUUCGAGAAAUCGAACGCAACUUGACGAAUAUAAAAAAAAACACAGAUGCAAUUGAUAUUUGUAAAACAGGUGGUCGGAUGCUAAGGAUACUGAUGAAAACACAAGGAUAUUAAGAAAUAUAUUACAAGUUACUGUGUCACUACACAAAAUGGAUGUGGCCUAUUGGUGAUGUGUUAAAUUUUACACGCAAAACCUCAUAGUUUAGAUGACGUAAUCAAUACUGAUGUGUUUGUGAUAUUUGCAAAGACUACAAUUUCAUCAUUAAAUAAGUUUUUUUGUGAAAUUAUGUAAAAAUAUAUCACAGUACGUGAUUUGUUUGUUAUUUCGUUUUACCUAUGUGUGACUUACAAUGAAAUAUGUUUUCUUGUAAUCGUUUUUGCAGUUGAAUGGGGUGUCAAAUGAAUGGCAAAUUAACAUUUCAAAGUACUGUCUUCCACUUAUCGUGUACAUAAUUUUAUUGAUAGCUUUGUUAUACUUUCUUAUUGUGUAUGCUUUUGUCAAAUUACGUUUUUUAUUUAAAUUGUAUAUACUUUUUAUACUUCACUGUGUUUUGUGUUGUUCACAAUGUAAUUAAAAUAUGCUGAUGUAUUUUCUAUGGUAUUCCAAAUGUUGCAUGCUCCAACAC
This is a messenger RNA of Gryllus bimaculatus (two-spotted cricket), 1539 nucleotides long. NCBI's taxonomy places the organism in Eukaryota, Metazoa, Arthropoda, Insecta, Orthoptera, Gryllidae. The record is from the annotation of a GenBank genome assembly.